UUAACAGUGUCUUGUGGGAUUUCGCAGUUGAUGUUGAGAAGUCUGCAGAAGAUAUAUCAUCAUGAAUGAUAUUAGUGAACAUGAAGUUUGCGCUAUGUGUAAGUCACCGGCAAUACAGAAAUGUAGUGGCUGUAAAUCAGUUUUUUACUGCAGUCGUGAGCAUCAGAAACGCCAUUGGAAAGAACAUUCAAAAAAAUGUACUUCAUACAAAUUAGCGGAUGAUGUAAAUGUUGGACGACAUUACAUUGCUACGAGAAGAAUUGUAGCUGGCGACAUAAUAUUGCAAAACGAAAUGCCUAUUGUUGCUGGACCCCUUCAAGGAACUUUACCUCUAUGCUUAAAUUGUUAUGUAAUUCUUAAUGCUGAAAGUGCCAAACCAUGCUACAAAUGUGGAUGGCCACUGUGUGCUAAUUGUGAAGAACAUGGUCCAGAAUGUAACUUUACAAUAAAGCACAAAGGUAGUAAAAUCUCAAUUACAGAUUUUGAUUAUCCACAUCCAACGUAUAAGUGUGUGACUGUUAUAAGAGCUAUGUGUUUAAAGGAAUCUAACUCUGAAGCGUAUGCAAAACUCUUAAACUUGGAAGACCACUGUACAGAAUCGAACAGCAAUGAUCAGUUUAAUUUCGACGAAUGUACUGACAUUUCAACGUUUAUAAAACGAGUUUUUAAAACAACUGAUUUUACUGAAACUGAAAUUAUGAAAAUAGCUGGCAUUUUAAAGAUUAAUGGUCAUGAAGUACCUACAACUGAACCUGCGCACAUGGCAGUUUAUGAUAAUGCUUCAUUUUUUGAGCAUAGUUGUAGAGCCAAUUGUUCUAAAAGUUUCACAGAAAGUGGAGGAAUGGUUAUUCGUGCAGCUAUUCCAAUUUCUAAAGGUGAGCAUUUAACUAUUUGCUAUACGGAUCCCUUAUGGGGAAUUACAAGCAGAAGGCAUCAUUUAUUACGCACAAAGUUCUUUGAAUGCAUGUGUACAAGAUGCAAAGAUCCAACGGAAUUUAAAACCAUGUUCAAUGCUUUGAAGUGCAGCAAAGAAGAAUGCAGUGGUUGUAUGCUCCCAAGAACAUUCAUAGUUAAGAAUGAAGAAUGCUCAGAUUACAUAUGCAAUAUUUGUCAUUUUUCUAUCUCAUGGGAUGAAGCAGAGCAAAUUACUGAAAAAAUAGGAAUAGACCUUUCACAAAUGAAAAAGGGAGAUAUUCAAGCUUGUAAAACUUUCAUUCAACGACACUCUAAGACUCUUCAUGAAAAUCAUUUUUAUAUGAUAGAUGUGAAACUUGCAUUAUCACAUUUAAUUGGACAACAAACAAUUUUGCCAAAUACUGAAAUUGAACUUAUAAGUGAAAAGAUUAUGCUUUGUAAAAAGCUUAACGAAUUGUUUGAAAUUCUAGUACCAGCUGAAAAUCGUUUAAGAGGUCUAAAUCUAUUUGAAAUGCAUGCGGCAAUUGCCGAAUUUGGAAGACGACAAGAUCAGUGUGAACUAAAAACAAUUUUAAUAGAAUCGAGAAGAGUACUGACGGAAGCAUACAAAUUUCUACGUUAUGAGCCAAAUAUACUUCCUGAAGGAAAAAUUGCCAUACAGGCUAGAAGUAAUAUACUUGAGAUGGACGUGAUUAUUAAAGCACUGUGUAAAGCCUCAAUUUCUCCUAUGUAAAUAAAAUAUAGACUAUAGUAACAAAAUUAAUUGA
This is a messenger RNA of Leptopilina heterotoma, 1682 nucleotides long. RefSeq names its product SET domain-containing protein SmydA-8 (gene SmydA-1). The transcript is spliced from 8 exons. Lineage: Eukaryota; Metazoa; Arthropoda; Insecta; Hymenoptera; Figitidae. The record is from RefSeq and is a predicted model, not a curated record. Bases 62 to 1648 code for a protein of 528 amino acids. Gene Ontology annotation, molecular function: protein binding.